CUGGACCUUUGGGGCCCGCGCUGAGACGCGCCGGGCUGCUAACGCGGCGCUCCCUUUCGCGCUGCCCCUGAUUUCCCCUUCUCCCCUACACCUCUUCACUCUCUGCCCCCUCCUCACCUCCCCGACAUCCCCUCAGGCCCCACAGGCUCCUUUCCGGCUGAUUCCCUGCCUUUCCUUCCCGUUCACCUCUGGGUCCCGUGCUCCCUACCCUCACGUGAAGUUGACCAUGACCACCAUCCCAGACUGGAAGCUACAGCUGCUAGCCCGGCGCAGGCAGGAGGAAGCAGCAGUUCGAGGCAGGGAGAAGGCAGAGCAGGAGCGCCUUUCGCAGAUGCCAGCCUGGAAGCGAGGACUCCUGGAGCGCCGCCGCGCCAAGCUUGGCCUGUCCCCUGGGGAGCCUAACCCGGUGCCUGGGACUGCAGAGGCUGGACCUCCAGACCCAGAAGAAUCUUCUGUCCUUCUGGAGGCCAUUGGGCCAGUGCACCAGAACCGAUUCAUACGGCAAGAGCGGCAGCAGCAACAGCAGAGGAAUGAAGAGAUGCUUGCUGAGAGAAAGCCUGGGCCUCUGGAGGCCAGAGAGCGGAGAUCCAGCCCUGGGAAUUCAAGAGACCAGAGCCCCAAGGGAAGAGAAUCAAGAGAAGAAAGGCUAAGUCCAAGGGAGGCCAGAGAGAGGAGGCUGGGGAUAGGGGGAGUCCAAGAGUUGAGUCCCAGGUCUUUGGAGAUCCGAGACUGGAGGCAAAGCCCAGGAGAGAUGGGAGACCGGAGCUUGAGACUGUCAGAGGCUCGGAAGUGGAGGCUGAGCCCUGGAGAAACUCCAGAAUGGAGUCUGAGACUGGGAGAUCCUGGAGAACAAAGUCCCAGGAGAAAAGAGGUGGUGGAAAGUAGACUUAGCCCUGGGGAGUCUGGCAAUCAGAAGUUAGCACUGACAGAGGCCCAUAAAUGGAGGCCUGAUUCCAGAGCUUCUCAAGAACACAGUUUGGUACAACUGGAGGCAUCAGAGUGGAGGCUGAGCUCAAGAGAAGAAAGAAAAGACUGCUUGGAGGAAUGUGAAAGAAAUGAAGAGAGGCCAAUUCCAGGGACAGCCCCAGAAGAGACCACAAGACUAUCAGAGACCCUGACAAGAGAGGCUCAAGACAUCUCCAGAGAUGUAGAGACAGCAGAACAGAGGCCCAGCCAUGUGGAAGAUGGUGAGAGGGGCUCAAGGUCCACCGAAGGAUGGAAAUGGACGCUGAAUUCAGGGAAGGCUCGAGAAUGGACACCCAAGGACACAGAUACUCAGACUCAGAAACCAGAACCUCCGGAGUCUGCAGAAAUAUGCCUGGGGCCUCCUAGUAUGGAGGCUGGAGAAGGGGAGCCCGAGAAGGAGGCGGGGGCUCAGAGCAGGCCUCUGAGAGCCCUGCAGAACCGCUGCUCUGCACCCUCCCCCCUCCCACCAGAGGACUCUGGGACUGUAGGCUUGAGACAGCAGGAAGAGGAAGCAGCAGAACUCCGGCCCCCACCAUCAGCCCCUCUAUCUCCCCCACCCCCAGCCCCAACUGCCCCCCAGCCCCCUGGGGAUCCCCUCAUGAGCCGUCUCUUCUAUGGGGUGAAGGCAGGGCCAGGGGUGGGGGCCCCCCGCCGCAGUGGACACACCUUCACAGUCAACCCCCGGAGGUCUGUGCCCCCUGCAAGCCCAGCCACUCCAGCCACCCCAGCCCCAGCUGAUGCUGCAGCCCCUGGGGCUGGGAAGAAGCGGUACCCAACUGCCGAGGAGAUCUUGGUUCUGGGGGGCUACCUCCGUCUCAGCCGCAGCUGCCUUGUCAAGGGGUCCCCUGAAAGACAUCAUAAACAGCUCAAGAUCUCCUUCAGCGAGACAGCCCUGGAGACCACGUACCAGUACCCCUCGGAGAGUUCAGUACUGGAGGAGCUGGGCCCGGAGCCCGAGGCCCCCAGUCCCCCCAGCACCCUAGCGACCCAGCCCGAUGACGAUGAGGACGAGGAGGAACUGCUGCUGCUGCAGCCCGAGCUGCAGGGCGGGCUGCGCACCAAGGCCCUAAUCGUAGAUGAGUCCUGCCGGCGGUGACCAUCUUCUGACAUGGGGACGUACUUCCCUCCUUCUCAGAACUGAAGAUCCUAGAGCCCGGAUGAUCCAGAGCAGACAGACCCUGAAAAUGAGCCUGGCAGGAAAGGGCAACCAACAUCUUCCAACUUGCUUUCCCUAUCCCGUUUCUGGAGGCAGAGCCAAUUGCCUAGUUUCCACCCUAUCCCCAAGGUCCUUUAGUGUGGGUUAGGACAAAUGGGCUGGAGCAUUCUUGGUGAUCCAAGAGUAAGCACCAAGAACUCACUUGGGGUAGAUAUGAGGCAACCAACCCCCCUCCAUCUCCAUGACAGGGUACACUCCUUACCACACCCUUCCUUGACUCUCCACCACUCACUAGGAACCCUUAGGAUUUAAGCACUCAUCUUCCUGGAAGGUCUCAAUUCCACUCCAUUUACAGAACAUCUUGCUAUCACCACCAUCCCUUCCCUGGGUCACUGCCCCUUUGUUUACAGCUCCUGUCUCCUCUCUUGACCACAGCCUGGUUUACAAAUCCCACCAGCUCCCAGCCCCACCUGCCAAGUCCCAGGUUUACAAGUCACACCUACUUGCCCUUCCUCUGCUGUCCCCUCCAUUUGUCUGAGAGUGACCUGGAAGUGUGGCUUCCUGCACAUUUGCUCAGUAUUAUUGUGUCUCAGUAUUCUCCAAGAGGGAAGGCUGGGGAUCCUAUCUCUGUCCCCCAUGUGAGUUAUUUAAUUCUGUCCCUCCUAAUGGUUCACAACUGAAUUGAAUUGCAGUGGUGUGGGGGAGCUAAGGAAGCACUCCCCUCGCCCAUUGCUCUUUCUUGCCUGAUUUGUUUUUUAACUUUCCAUAAUAAAAUGGAGCUCAC
Molecule: messenger RNA, 2906 nt
Organism: Castor canadensis (American beaver)
Lineage: Eukaryota; Metazoa; Chordata; Mammalia; Rodentia; Castoridae
Source: RefSeq, a predicted model, not a curated record